Molecule: messenger RNA, 1585 nt
Organism: Ciona intestinalis (vase tunicate)
Lineage: Eukaryota; Metazoa; Chordata; Ascidiacea; Phlebobranchia; Cionidae
Cellular component (GO): extracellular region
Molecular function (GO): chitin binding
Source: RefSeq, a predicted model, not a curated record
AACCUUUUUUCCUGACAAACAGGCCAAUACUGCAUAAAUAGAGAGCGAAAAUGGCUUAUAGCAUAACACGAACUACUAAUCUCGAACUGGGAUCAUCUGGAAGUUUCAUCAGCGCAAGAAAAAUCAUUAGAUCUGCUAAGAAGAAUGAAGUCUUUAGUUUUUAAUGUUGUACUUAUCCUAUCACUCGUGCGCAUGCGCAGUACAGAGGGCCAUGGUCGAUUGCUACAACCGCCAAGCAGGUCCAGUAUGUGGAGAUACAAGUAUACCGACCCUAUGCUGUCUCCAUACGCCGAAAUCAUUCAAUCUAAUUACGACGACAAUGGUCUGAACUGCGGCGGCAAAAAUACACAAACUGUUAACGAAGGACGAUGCGGCGUUUGUGGAGAUUCUUACACUGCUGCUGUGAAAGAGAAUGAAGCAGGGGGGAAAUAUGCACUGGGUAUCAUUGGCAGAAUUUAUUCUCCUGGUGAAAUUAUUGACACUCAAGUUGAAAUAACUGCGGAACACAAAGGCUACUUUGAGUUUCGUCUCUGUCCAUGGGAUAACGUUCAUGUACCAGUCACCCACGAAUGCUUGAACCAAAGGUUGUUGUCGUUUGCUGACGGAGAAAAGAAAUGGUAUUUGCCCCAGGACGCCGAUCUUGCAAAGGGAGUUCACAACAUAAAAGUUCAACUGCCUAGUGAUGUCUUAUGCGAGCAAUGCGUUUUACAGUGGAGAUACAGAACAGGAAACUCAUGGGGUUAUGAAGACGGAAAGGAAGGUAUGGGACUUGGACAACAAGAAGAGUUUUACGGCUGUUCAGAUGUUGCGAUACGAGGAAACAUUCAGCCUUCCACCACUUUUACUGUACCGACAACCAGAUCGACUGUAACUCCUGAAAUGUUGUCAACUACCCGUCUAUCGGUCCCUUUAUCAACAACAACAAAAACAUUAAGUUCUAGUUCAGUUUCGACUUCAACAAAAAAUCCAGGGGUUGCCAGCUCAACUAUGACGUCAUCUACAACAUCAACGAUUGGUGAACACGUGGUCACGGACUCGACUCAAACUCCAAGCAUUGCAACACCACCAGAUUGCAGCCAAGUGAUGCCAGGAAAAAUGUUCUUCAGAGAUUGUCACAGUUUCUACAUUUGCGCCCAUUCAUUUCUUCCACCUUACAAUCUCCCAUGUCCAGAAGGAACCGUUUAUAGUAGAGUUGGUGAUAUGUGCGAUCACCCAUAUCUUGUGGACGCGCCGUGUGGAUAUUUAUAAUUUUAACAUGGCAUUAACCGCGUAUUUAUAACUGUAUAACUGUAAUUACCGUACACUGCUAUCAAUCUCAGUAGAACUAGCUGUAUUUGGGCAUUUUUCCAUCUUUUUGUGCACAUUUUGUUAAUCUUUAUGUUAGUGUUUUUUUGCAAUAAAAUUUUACUCUAAACUUCGCAUUUACAGCAAUGUUUUUACAUGUCAAAGUUAAAAUUGACAACAAUUGCCCAACGCGUUUAUACUACCAUGCUUUUGACAAAGGGGCAUUCUCCUACUAACUUUUAUUUUUGCUAAAUUAUAUAAACGCUUUGGAUUGAAAAUAAAAAAGAAAUCAAUUUAUUAA